Molecule: messenger RNA, 864 nt
Organism: Oncorhynchus gorbuscha (pink salmon)
Lineage: Eukaryota; Metazoa; Chordata; Actinopteri; Salmoniformes; Salmonidae
Product: GPI-anchored hemophore cfmA-like
Exons: 3
Coding region: 1-864 (287 amino acids)
Source: RefSeq, a predicted model, not a curated record
AUGGAUGAUAGUUCUGAUGUGAAAAGCCCUACUAUAAGCGCUGCAGACAGCAGUGGCAGUUCUAGUGUUGAGACCGUGAAGGUAGUGAAAGGCCCUGCUAUAAGCGCUGCAGACGGCAGUGGCAGUUCUAGUGUUGAGACCGUGAAGGUAGUGAAAGGCCCUGCUAUAAGCGCUGCAGACGGCAGUGGCAGUUCUAGUGUUGAGACCGUGAAGGUAUUGAAAGGCCCUGCUAUAAGCGCUGCAGAAGGCAGUGGUAGUUCUAGUGUUGAGACCGUGAAGGUAGUGAAAGGCCCUGCUAUAAGCGCUGCAGACGGCAGUGGCAGUUCUAGUGUUGAGACCGUGAAGGUAGUGAAAGGCCCUGCUAUAAGCGCUGCAGACGGCAGUGGCAGUUCUAGUGUUGAGACCGUGAAGGUAGUGAAAGGCCCUGCUAUAAGCGCUGCAGACGGCAGUGGCAGUUCUAGUGUUGAGACCGUGAAGGUAGUGAAAGGCCCUGCUAUAAACGCUGCAGACGGCAGUGGCAGUUCUAGUGUUGAGACCGUGAAGGUAGUGAAAGGCCCCGCUAUAAGCGCUGCAGACGGCAGUGGCAGUUCUAGUGUUGAGACCGUGAAGGUAGUGAAAGGCCCUGCUAUAAGCGCUGCAGACGGCAGUGGCAGUUCUAGUGUUGAGACCGUGAAGGUAGUGAAAGGCCCUGCUAUAAGCGCUGCAGACGGCAGUGGCAGUUCUAGUGUUGAGACCGUGAAGGUAGUGAAAGGCCCUGCUAUAAACGCUGCAGACGGCAGUGGCAGUUCUAGUGUUGAGACAGUGAAGAGGGUGAAGACACGGACCAUGCCUGACGCAGCUGUGAGAGGCUUCACCCAGCGCUAA